Arvicola amphibius (Eurasian water vole) is the source of this 639-nucleotide messenger RNA. It is a transcript of the gene Tcf23, whose product is annotated as transcription factor 23. The record is from RefSeq and is a predicted model, not a curated record. The transcript is spliced from 3 exons. Gene Ontology annotation, molecular function: RNA polymerase II transcription regulatory region sequence-specific DNA binding; protein dimerization activity; DNA-binding transcription factor activity, RNA polymerase II-specific. The coding region runs from base 1 to 639 and encodes 212 amino acids. NCBI's taxonomy places the organism in Eukaryota, Metazoa, Chordata, Mammalia, Rodentia, Cricetidae. Gene Ontology annotation, biological process: developmental process; regulation of transcription by RNA polymerase II.
AUGUCACAGGAGGCCUCAGGGGCACCAGCAAUGCCAAGAGCAGGGCAUGGACAGACUAAGGCCAAAGCACAGUUGCUUCUAGGCGCUGACAGGAAGAGGAACCGCCUCAGCAAGACAAGGCAGGACCUAUGGGACAGCACUAGCUGGAGCAAUCACAGACUGAGCAGAGCCACCUCUGCCCCUCGAGGGACCAGAGCUAAGGGAACAGCUCAUGGCAGGAGUGAAGCCUGCCCUGAGAACGCAGCACGGGAGCGGACCCGGGUGAGGACACUGCGCCAGGCCUUUCUGGCCCUGCAGGCCGCUUUGCCUGCCGUACCACCUGACACUAAGCUUUCCAAGUUGGACGUGCUGGUGCUGGCCACGAGCUACAUAGCCCACCUCACCCGAACGCUCGGCCACGAGUUGCCUGGCCCUGCCUGGCCGCCCUUCCUGCGUGGACUCCGGUACUUACACCCCCUCAAGAAGUGGCCCAUGCGAUCUCGUCUUUACGCAGGAGGCUUAGGAUGCUCCGGCCUCAAUUCCACCACAGCCACCGCUGCCAGCCAGAGAACCGGGGAUGAAGAGGUGGGGUCCCAAGUCUCGAUAGCCACAGAUGUUCUUGUCGCUGAUCCAGUAUCUCCAGCUCUUGGUAACAAAUGA